UACACGUGAGAGCGGACUUAUACUUGAGUGCUUGCAGCAUAUGUGCACGACAUAGAUGCUCUACGUUAGCUCAGUUACCAGCACUAAUGCACAAGGGAAUUUCUGGGUCACAUAACGACACAUGUGCGUUAUAAUCAUAGCCGGAGGAAACAGUCUCAGCACUUCUAUCUGGACACCAGGAUGUGAGCACACAUACAACUGUACGCGUUGCGUAUGGGAAAAGGGGUUGCCAGAAAAAAAUCCCACACUAACGAUAACCGCAGGCUACGCAUCAGCGGCUUGAUCCCGUGUGUACGUAACACGAUACCGUCUCCACAUCAUCGCGAUGUGUUUGUCAGCGAUUAUUUACAUGCAACGCCCGUUUUUAUUACAGCGUAGACGGGCGGCGUUGGCAACGCGACCACGGUACGUAAAACAAUUCCGCUGUGAACUCAGUAGAAGGUGACUGUGUAUGGGCAUCGUCUGCGAGUGAGGGCGAAGCAAGAAGUGCACGAGAGCCGGCGAUCAUCACGGCGCCGCCAUUUGCAAUGCAGUGACGUCAUGCGAUGAAGUGAGCGCUCUCACGGACUAACCGAUCAAUCGCUUCUCGUCGCUGGAGUUUGUCGGCGCGUCCUGCCGUGACGGUACGCCAGCGUCACGUCUGUUCGCGUCAUGCGGCUCGUCUACGUCAUACUUCUUGCGUGCGCGCAGACGACCGCCGGUGGCGCCGUCGCCGCUCCGUGCGAGUGUCGGCUCACCGACGACGACGUCUACGACUGCACCGUGUCGGCGCCGCUCAACUCGUCGUCGCCGCUGUACGGCAGUCUGAACAGAGCGCUGCAAGCGGCGACGAGCGACGUGACGAGCGCACGACGCAUCGCCGUCACCUGCACGGACCGCUACGACGUGCGCAUCGAACCCGGACUGCUCGGCUACUACCAGCAACUCGACGUGCUAACGAUCGCAACCUGUCGGCUAGAGUAUCUCCCGCAGCUGGUCACGGCCAACUGCGACAAGUACGUGUAUCGGGCGCUGUCGGCGCUGGAGGUCACCGACACCGGCAUCAGCCGCAUCGCUCCGUCGGCGUUCUGCGGUCUGUACAACCUCGCCCGGCUGCGACUGGUGUACAACGAACUGACGACGCUCACAAAGGACAUGCUGGACGGACUCGGACCCUCCAUGUCGAGUCUCGAUCUCGCGAGUAACUUCAUUGACAGUCUCGAGUCGAAUGUCUUCGCCGAUCUGACAAACCUAGAGGAGUUACAUCUGGAGGGAAAUCGCCUUCGGGAAGUUUCGGCCGAACUCUUCGCUCCGUUCGCUGAUCGGCUUAAGUUAUUGACGCUGGACUACAACGAACUACGCACGCCAGCAGAGGGCGCGUUUAAAGGCAUGCGCAACUUGGAGAAGCUCCAGUUGGGCUCCAAUCCGCUGUCGGAACUGCCGACGGACAUAUUCGCGGAUUUGGGAAACCUCGACUUUCUCAGCAUCGAUAACAUCACCAUGACAACGCUCGAUCCUCGUCUGAUCGCGCCACUGACGCGCCUGACGACGCUCUACGUCGCCUGGAAUCAGAUCACGGACGUCGUCGCCUUCAUGGACAACAUGACGGCGUACGCGUCGGCCAGACCGCUCGACUCGGCCGUCGACGUUGUCUGCUCGGGCAAUCCGUUCUACUGCGACUGCGAACUCGUGACGAGCGACGGCGCUCUGGUGGCUGCGUUUCAGCGGCAGGCUGACGUGUCGGCGAAGAUGCGCUACCACGAGUUGAACUGCCACGAACCGUUCUACAGCGACUACGCGCUGAGCAACCUCGCCAUCUACCCGGACGAAUUCGACAAGAUGCGCAGCGACGUGCUGCGUCUCAACGACUGCUACGAGCGGAACUUCACAUCCUGCUCGCUCGCCACAGACCGCAAUGGCACGAAGGGGGCAGUGCUCUACUGCGACUUCCUGGGCAUCACCGAACUGCGCGAGUUCGCGGCCGACUGGGCCGAAAUUGCCGAAUACAACGUGGCCGCCAUUUUUCUAGACGGGAACUUUCUCGACGAUUUCAAUUUGAGCGACACUGGUCUGAAUCUCGAGAAGCCAUUGACGAUCCUCUCGCUAUCUCAGAACAACAUCGACGAGGGCGGCCUCAGUCUGAAGGAGAUUCUAACGCACGGCGUCACGUAUCUCGGAUUGACGGAAAAUAACCUGACGCAGCUGCCCGAUAAGGACUUCAUGCUCGCCAACUCGCUGGCGUCGCUCGACGUGCAGGUGAUAUCGCUCAACGGCAACCCGUUUCGCUGCGACUGCGAGACGUCGUACCUGAAGCGCUGGUUUAGCAACAACGCGCAGCGCAUCAACAAGCCGAACGAGACGUUCUGCACCUCGGGACCGCUCAUCGAGCAGUGGGAGAUCUACCGCAGGACGGCCAUCGCCGACCUUCCCGACGACGUGUUCACGUGCGACAGCGCGACGGAAGUCGCCGACGGGAGACGGCGGCGACCCGGCCGACCCGACGUUCCCCUACGUGUAUCUAUCGCUGCUCGUCGUGCCGCUCGCCCUGCUGGCAGGUGUCGUCGGCGUCGGCGGGUACGUCUGCCGCAGACGCGACGUCGGCGACGACGGCGACGAAAGCGCGACGGGCAAGGAGUACGACGCCUUCAUCGCCUUCAGCAGUCAGGACUUUGAGUUCGUCGCGCGCACGCUGGUGCCGGGUCUGGAGGGCAUGCGACCACCGUACCGACUCUGCGUGCACGACCGCGACUUC
Molecule: messenger RNA, 2731 nt
Organism: Priapulus caudatus
Lineage: Eukaryota; Metazoa; Priapulida; Priapulimorpha; Priapulimorphida; Priapulidae
Product: slit homolog 3 protein-like
Exons: 2
Coding region: 652-2652 (666 amino acids)
Molecular function (GO): protein binding
Source: RefSeq, a predicted model, not a curated record